Nilaparvata lugens (brown planthopper) is the source of this 341-nucleotide messenger RNA. Its product is annotated as zinc transporter ZIP2-like. Gene Ontology annotation, molecular function: zinc ion transmembrane transporter activity. The annotation marks the transcript as partial. The transcript has 2 exons. Gene Ontology annotation, cellular component: plasma membrane. The record is from RefSeq and is a predicted model, not a curated record. NCBI's taxonomy places the organism in Eukaryota, Metazoa, Arthropoda, Insecta, Hemiptera, Delphacidae. Gene Ontology annotation, biological process: zinc ion transmembrane transport.
GAAAAAUCGCAGUGUAAAGAGACUUGGACUGAUGUUUGCAUUCUGUGUUCACUCUAUCCUUGAAGGACUGGCUAGUGGUUUACAGCCUACUACCGCAAAGGUUUUGCUGUUAUUAGCAGCUAUUAGCUGUCACAAGCUGGUGGUAACUUUCUGUCUGGGUGCAGAACUACUGAGCGACAACACCAGUCAUGCAUCGUAUCUCCUGUCUCUCUCGCUCUAUGCACUUACCUCUGGCCUGGGAAUUGCCAUUGGAAUGUUCAUACAACCUUCCGAAUCACCAGUGAUACCCUUACUACAGGUAUAUUGCAGGAACGCGCUAAUCUCAAACUGCAAGAAGCUCU